Messenger RNA from Polyodon spathula (Mississippi paddlefish), 2142 nucleotides. RefSeq names its product HAUS augmin-like complex, subunit 5 (gene haus5). Gene Ontology annotation, biological process: spindle assembly; centrosome cycle. Gene Ontology annotation, cellular component: centrosome; HAUS complex. Lineage: Eukaryota; Metazoa; Chordata; Actinopteri; Acipenseriformes; Polyodontidae. The record is from RefSeq and is a predicted model, not a curated record. Bases 88 to 2058 code for a protein of 656 amino acids. The transcript has 20 exons.
ACAACACACGGCGGGAAGCGGAAAAGUUUUUCUAAGAAUCAAAACAGAAUUUGUUCAGUUGAUUUCCAGAGCGCCGUAACAGGAAAGAUGGACGGGAGGAGUCUGGCCCACGAUCUGAAGAGAUGGGCCUCGGAGGAGUUCCAGCUGCCUGUACGCAAGCUGCCCUGUGACGGCUUUUUCAGAAAGCUGUGUCUCGGGCAAGGUGCAGACAUCUGGAAAUACGUCACUGAGCAUGUUCACCAUCAGAGAAAUGUGAAGAUCAUGAGAGGGAAUCUGCAGUGGUACAAAGUGAUGGAGGAGUUUGAGGUGAGGAGCGGAGCGGCUCAGAGCGAGGCUGAGAGGAGGAAGGCGAUGCAGAGAGAGGUGCUGGAGCUGAGAUCAGAGCUGGAGCAGCUGGACUCUCAGAUUGAGAUGGCACAGUGCGAGUUCACUGCCAACGAGAGUUCAGUCAGAGACACCUGGGAGCGCGCUGUCGAGUCUAAGAAGAGGGAAGUUCUCCUGAGAUCGUACGCGGAGCGCUGUGUUCGGGGCAGGCAGCGAACGAGUGAGGAGAUCUACAGGAUCCGCGGGCACCGCCAGACACUGGAGCAGCUGAGCAGGAAAGCUGAAGUGGAGGUUGGAUUUGGAGGGACCCCUGCUAGCGGUGGAUCAGCUGGCCCUGAACCCCAGAUUCUGAGUGAGGUGAAGCAGAUCUGUCAGGAGAGGUUUCAGUUCUUCCAGUCCCUCCUGGACAGUGAGCUGGGGACGGCGACAUCGGAGGCGCGUUUGUGUCGGGAAGAGCGGAGCGCUGUCUUUCAGCACUGGCUCAGUUCAGUGGAGGAUAUAAUUCGCUCCCAUCCUCCCAGUCACAUGUUGGGAGCGCUGCAGGACUUGGCCUCCCAGAGGCAGGCAGCGCUGCAGGAGAAGACUGCCCGGAUCAACGUGUCCCAGGACGUGCAGGCGCUCCGGUUUCGGUAUGAGAGCCAGCAUCUGCAGGAUGUGUCUGAAGAACAAGAGGUCCUCCCUUCAGUCAAGUGGCUUCUGCAGGAAGGCUGGAGUGGGGUGGAGGAGAGGGGCGUGUCUCUCAUUGCUCUUAUCUCUAAGGAGAGGGAGCUCUCUGCUCUGCUGGACACAAAGAGGAAAGAGGCGGCUCUUGUGCUGGCAGGAGAAUCUAAGGCAGCCUGCCUUGCUCGGGCUGUGUUUGAGCUGGAGCUGCAGCUCUGCAUGGCGAAGGCACUGAGGGACUGUCUGCAGAAGCAGUGCCAAGACUGGGCAGAGACAGCCAGGGGCAAACAGGGGGCCAUCCUGGCACUGCAGCACAAGUGGCAAAGCAUCAUGGACUUCAGGCAGCUGGUGGAUAAGAAGCAGGAGCAGAUUCGGGGCCUCAUCAAAGGAAACUCCACAGCCAAAGCUGAGCUGGCGAAAGUCAAAGCAGAGAUCGCCCUUUUUGUACAGGACAGGCUGCAGCAUCAGCAGAGGGAUGUGGAGGUGGGGGCGGGGGAGCUACACAGCGCCGUCAGCACAGAGCUGCUGCAGUUUGGGGGUGUCUCCCUGGCCGCACUGUCCCGGAGGAACCUGGAUGGCGUACUGCGAGUUCCAGCUUACAAGCUCUCUAUUCAUCGUCUGGACACCUCAGCUCCAUUUGAGUCACGAGUCUUCGACAGCACCUGCCAGAGCCUGGCCUUCCCCCGCUACAGGGCUCCAGAGCAGCUCAGCUUCCACACAGUGGCGCUCAAGCUGGAGCUGAGACACCUGCAGCACCUCCUGGAACUCAAGCAGAGCUGCUUACACCUCACCAGCAGUGUCUCCUCCCCUCCAGCUCUGUUGCAGUGUGUGAGAUCGGAGGACAGGGAGUUGGUCACUAACCUCCUGCCCACUGUCCAGCAUCUCUCCCAGCAGAGCAGUCAGUGUCUGGAGUACGGCUCUGAGGUCAAGGCCGCCGUCACGCAGUGGUGGGAGCAGCCAGCUCAGUUCUGCCUCCCUGAGGAGAGGAGACACGGCCUAACCCUGCAGCAGUGGAUCGAGAGAUGGAGCAUGGCAGCUAAGGCACUGCACCAGAGACAAGGGGGCUGGCAGUGAGGUGUGCGGAGGGGGGGGGGCUGAUUCACUGCGUGUGUGUGUGACCCUGAGCAAGUCACUUAACCUCCUUGUGCUCCGUCCUUC